Messenger RNA from Colletotrichum siamense, 1212 nucleotides. It is a transcript of the gene gnl-2, whose product is annotated as Gluconolactonase. Lineage: Eukaryota; Fungi; Ascomycota; Sordariomycetes; Glomerellales; Glomerellaceae. The transcript has 8 exons. The coding region runs from base 1 to 1212 and encodes 403 amino acids. The record is from RefSeq and is a predicted model, not a curated record.
AUGGCUGCCGGCGUGAUCGCCCUUCUUCUCACAGGAGCCGUUGCACAGGCCCUUCCGGACGGCGCACCCACGUUGCCGCAACAGGCUCAGAUCAUCGACCAAUUGAGCCAGAAUGUGCUGGAAGAAGUCUUGCCUCCUUAUGAGGCCAAUGCAUCAACGGAAUUCUUGUGGCGUGGCGUCAAUUCUUCGUCGCUCAAAGAGAGACCAUUUCACAUCUACAGCACGGAGUUCUAUGAGGUGAUUGGCAAUGAUCCGUCGCUCACCCUCAUUGCGACCACGGAGUCCGACCCCAUCUUUCACGAGGCAGUCACUUGGAACCCAACAACUGAUGAAAUGUUCUUCGUCCAAAAUGCUGGAGACCCAGAUGCGGGCACCGGCUUGAAUAAGUCUUCUAUCAUUCAGAAGAUCUCCCUUCUGGAUGCUGAAGAACUGAGAAACGGGACUUUCGGUGCUACAGCGGUGCCAGUGCAUACAGUGCCAUCGACCCCACAAGUGAUCAACCCGAAUGGCGGCACCAACUACAAGGGUAACCUGGUCUUCGCGGGCUCAGGCCAAGGAGACCGUCUUGCAUCUGCGCUCUAUCUGAUGAAUCCUGUCGAACCAUACAACACUACAAUCCUGGUCAACAACUUCUUUGGAAGAGCUUUCAACUCACUGAACGACGUCGCUGUUAAUCCCCGUAACUUGAACGUUUACUUCACCGACACUCUUUAUGGAUACCUUCAGAACUUCCGGCCGGCGCCUGGCUUGCGGAACCAGGUUUAUCGACUCGAUCCCUCCACUGGUUCACUGUCAGUUGUUGCUGAUGGGUUUACUCUGCCAAACGGGAUCACGUUCUCUCCCAACGGCGAAUACGCAUACGUCACUGACACCGGCAUGGCUCAUGCAUUCUUUGGCGAGAAUUUGACGGAUCCUUCGACAAUCUAUCGGUAUAAUGUACAAGAGGAUGGCACCUGGGAGAACCGGAAGACGUUCGCCUACGUUAGUCCUGGAAUUCCGGACGGCAUUCACUGCGAUUCAAAGGGUAAUGUGUAUGCCGGCUGCGGGGAUGGCAUUCACGUGUGGAAUCCAUCUGGAAAGUUGAUUGGGAAGAUCUACUUUGGUUCCGGCGUCUCCAAUUUUCAAUUCGCCGGAGAUGGCCGGAUGGUCAUCAUGGGACGGACGAAGUUGUUUUACGCAACCCUUGGUGCUUCAGGAGCUCCCAUCUCGUAA